AUGACCGGUGUCUUCGAUAUGGAUCGGUCUCGUAAUCGCCGGGAUAGGACCUUUGUGGGCUCGCCAUGUGCCGUCUGCGAUGAACUUCUGGAGCAUACAUUGCGGGGUGAGAGGGUCCUGCAGUUUAGUUGCCAACAUGUGGCCCACGAGGCCUGUUUCUACGAAUACAUUCGCGAAAUCGACUCGCAGCAUUGCCCGACUUGUGAUGCGCCUUUGGGGUUGGAUACUAGCCGAGGCGGGAACGUCUUGGACAUUGAGAAACUUAGCAAUGUUGUAAAAGCCGCAUCGGUUAUGGAGGCAGAAGCCUCUCGAAAAUAUAGCCAAUCUCAACAGAGUGUCCGCCAUGAAAGCUCAGUGCCAUCAGGACAUUGGGAUGUGCAUUCGCCGAAUCGGUGGGACUCGGGGUCCUUCAGUCAACCUUCGGGUUCUUUCAGUCAACCUUCAGGUUCUUUUAGUCAGCCUUCGGGUUCUUUCAGUCAGCCCGGUCAUUUCAGCCAGCCGCCGGGUUCCUUCAGCCAGCCAACGGGUUCCUUCAGCCAGCCAACGGGUUCCUUCAGUCAGCCAACGCCGUCCAACGCUCGCAGCGAGCAUGCCUCGAGCUAUCAUCAAGGCAGCCGUGAAAGCCGUGAAAGCCGGGAAGGUCGAGAGAGCCGUGACAGUCGUGACAGUCGGCCCGAGCUUCGAGAGACUCCUCGCGUCGAUACAGGACAUUGGCGUACUCCGAGUAAUACGUCCGCGGCAGAUUUUCCAGAAACCCCAUCCAUGCGCAGGCAGCAUGAUUUUGAUGUGCAAAACAUGGAGAGUGUUGUGAGCCCAAGGGAGCAACCUCAAAACCCAAUCGAUCCACCCACGGUUACGGUUCGGAGCGAAUUCCCAACCUUGACAAGAUCAAAGGUUCAACAGGCUCUCACUUGCCUCGUAACGAUUGAGGUUCCUGAGAGGAAAUGGGUCCCAACAGGGGAUGAAUCCCCAGCCCCACCGGUCCCACCUGUACGUGGGGGCGUGGACGACCCCUACAGGCCUCCGUCUCCAAGUACGAGUAAUCGUUCUGCUUCAGGGACCUAUGGGAACAAUGCCAAGUCAGCUGCCAAUAUGGAACAAAUCACGGAGGAUUUGAGGCAACGGGUGGAAAACUGGCACAGCUUGGAUGUUUCUCGAUUUGGUAAAUUACGGUUGUUCGGGACCAUCAAAGUUGGCAAAGACUGCCAAUCAUGGCAGGAACUUGAAUGUUUCCUAUUUUCCGAAAUGCUUAUAUGCGUGAAGGAGAAGAAGAUCCCCAAUACUGCUUCCGGACAAUGGGGCCCUAAUGGACGUAAAAAAUCGGGUAAAUGCACACUCAAAGGUUCAAUCUUGAUUAAGAAGCACCUGAAGCAGGUAUCAGACUCGAGCUCAACUGAUAAUCAUAUUCUGACCCUCAACCUCUCUGUCGCUGAACUCCCAUCAUUUCAUCUUCAAUUCCCCAAUCAUUCACAAUUGGAACAGUGGCGCAGGGCGCUUUUGAAUCUCAAUAGUGAGAUGCUGGAUGCACCGCACGAUGACGAUCGUAUACAAUCCGACCCUGAUGAGGAACUUGAUGGCCGUUAUUCAACUAGGAGGAAGGGCCAUCGCGCAUCCUCUGCGAAUUCUUCGAUAGGAGGCGCCCGUUCCGUUGUAUCUGCCCCAACAGAAUAUACAACAUCGUCAAGGAUAUUGCGUACAACUCUUGCUGCCCACGUUCCAAUCGAUCUCGUCGUUGUCAUCCCUGUUACAUCAUCUAUGCAAGGCCUCAAGAUCAAUCUACUUCGGGAAUCCUUGCGGUUCUUGGUUGGAACACUUGGAGAAAAGGAUCGAAUGGGUUUGGUGUCAUUUGGUUCUAGUGGUGGGGGCGUAGCACUUGUGGGGAUGACAUCGAAGAACUGGUCGAGUUGGAAUAGGGUGAUCAAUUCCAUUCGGCCAGUUGGUCAAAAGAGUCUACGCGCCGAUGUGGUUGAAGGAGCAAAUGCCGCUAUGGAUCUAUUGAUGCAGAGAAAAGUCAGCAAUCCUAUUUCUUCUAUUCUUCUGAUUAGUGACUCUUCAACUUCGGAUGUUGAAGCGGUUGAUUUUGUGAUAUCAAGAGCAGAGGCUGCGAAGGUUUCGAUUCAUUCCUUCGGGUUAGGGUUGACUCACAAGCCGGAUACAAUGAUCGAGCUAUCAACUAGGACAAAGGCAUCAUAUACCUAUGUUAAGGACUGGAUGAUGCUGAGGGAGUGCCUUGCGGGCUGCAUGGGAGCCUUGCAAUCAUCAUCGCAUCAAAACGUCAAGGUUAAACUUAAGUUGCCAGAAGGGUCGCCUGCCCGCUUCACAAAGAUAAGCGGUGCUUUACAAGUCACCAAGCGGGCCACUGGAAGGGAGGCCGAAGCUGCUCUCGGAGAUUUAAGGUUCGGCGACAAAAAAGAUGUACUGGUACAACUUGUCAUCGACCCAGAUCAGAACACUAAUGAGCUACCACCUGCUGAUCCAUGGGAGACAAUUGUUUCUGGAUUGGAGGCUCUUGGUGGCCCACUCGACGCAGAAGAACAGAGAGUCCAAAGCAUCGAAGAAGUUCCGCUUAUACAAGCCGAUCUUAUUUAUGGGGAUAUCCAAAGAGAUGGAGCAUUAUCACAGUCAUCGCGGCCAUCCCUCUUAACUAUUUCGAUGCUACCAUCGACCAGCAACAAAUCAAGACAAAGCCACGCUCGUCCUGGAUCCCCUCCGAUACCUCCACACCCCAUGAUCGUGCAAAGGAGGAUGGAACUCUUAACUUCAGAUAUGUUGUCUCGGGCUUUAACAUUGGUCUCGAAAGGGCAGCACGAUAGAGCCCAAACGCUGCUCUCUGAGACUCGGACAAUUCUAAGAGGCCUUGGGAAGGGUGGUUUACCACCUUUACCGCCGCCUCCAGGCUCUGAUCAUGGAGAUGUGACACCCAUUGCAACUCAGUCUAGCAACUGGGAUGGAAAAUACAGCCCGACUGCUGGCAUCGACUCCAAGGUGGUGGGAUGCCUCGAUUCCGAAUUGGAAGCUGCUCUGGAGUGGAUUGCCCACCCCGCAGUCUUCGCUCGGGAUUCUCGCAAGGCGGUCUUACAAGCUAUCGGUGUUAUUUCUGGGCAAAGAGCCAUCACAUUCCGGACGCCGAGCGAGUCAUAUCAUGCAUCCCGAGUUUUCGGUGUUAAGCAUCUGACAGCGCAAGCUAGAGAAUGGCAUGGCAAUUCAGAAGAUCUCGCAGAAGAAGAUUAA
Messenger RNA from Orbilia oligospora ATCC 24927, 3231 nucleotides. RefSeq lists its product as uncharacterized. Gene Ontology annotation, molecular function: guanyl-nucleotide exchange factor activity. Lineage: Eukaryota; Fungi; Ascomycota; Orbiliomycetes; Orbiliales; Orbiliaceae. The transcript has 7 exons. The record is from RefSeq and is a predicted model, not a curated record. The coding region runs from base 1 to 3231 and encodes 1076 amino acids.